AGUGUAGGAUGGGAAAAUAAGGUGCGAGAUGAAGUUGUGUGGAAAGCGAAGGAAGGAGUGGAUGGAAUGGAAGAAGAGCUGGAUGAAAAGGAGGAGGAGGACGAUGAGGAUAAAAAGUGAGGCAAGAGAGCGGGAGGUGGAGGCUUUGGCAGAAGAUGUUGAGAAUGGAGAGACAAGAGGUGUAAGAUGGUUGAAAGAUAGAUUACUGAGGAUCGCUAAUGACGUAGAGGUAGAAAAUGCGAGUGAAAAUGAAGGUAUUGAAAAGGACACUGAGAUAAAGGAGAAGAAGGUAGCUACUGCAUUUAUAAAGAAGGGGCAGAAAAUGUCGUGA
Messenger RNA from Hydatigera taeniaeformis, 331 nucleotides. Lineage: Eukaryota; Metazoa; Platyhelminthes; Cestoda; Cyclophyllidea; Taeniidae. The record is from the annotation of a GenBank genome assembly.